UAAAAAGAUUCCAGAAAAAAAACAAAAAAAACGCUUUAGAUUUCAUUUCGAUAAUUAUUCCUCCGUUUUUUCUUUGUUUAAUCGCCGAAUCUUUUUUUUUGUUCGCAACUACUAACCUUUUGGCCUUCCAUUAAAUAUAGCAUCAAACGUGCAAACAGGAUCAUAUGUUUCUGAUGCAAAACUGGCAAUCCGAGACUCUCAUGGAUAACAUCAACUUCGAAUCCUCAAAUGCUUCACAAGGAAGCCGACUACAGGCGCAGCAGCCGUUUCAUUUACAAGACGUGAAUAUGAUCCAUUUCAACCAAUCAUCUCCAUGGACUACUGAAACGUUCUCGGGUUUUACUCCAUACGAUUGCACAGUCAAUCAAUAUUUUCCUGUACAAUGUUCUUCUUCAAAGCCCUACCCUCCCUCGUUUCAUCAAUCUUCAUCAUUAUACCAGUCCCAAUCGAUGGUUCCUAUGCAACCUCUUCAGGAUCAAUAUCAAAGAUCACGCGCCAAUGAUUUCGCCGCAACAAAUGCUUCAUCAGGCUCAUACACUCUUUCUUUUGAAGCUAGUCAAGAUCCACAAGAACUAUCUAGGAAGACCUAUAGUAACUCUAAUGUAACACCACUGAAUUUCUCAUCAUCACAUCAUCAACCUAAGCAAACACAUCCAAGGUUUUCUCCUCCCUCUUCCUUGUCAACCCAUGGAGGGUCGGUGGCGCCCAACAGUGGGGCGGUUAUUGGGACCAAGACACGGAUAAGGUGGACUCAAGAUCUUCAUGAAAAGUUCGUGGCGUGUGUAAAUCUCCUUGGUGGUGCUGAUAAAGCAACGCCCAAAGCGAUAUUGAAGCUAAUGGAUUCUGAAGGACUCACAAUAUUUCAUGUUAAAAGCCACUUGCAGAAGUAUAGGAUUGUGAAAUACAUCCCUGAAUCUCAGGAAGGCAACUUUGAGAAGAGAUCUUGUUCCGAAGAGUUUGACACAGAAACCUAUGUUUUACUUUUUUUUUUUUGGGUGCCAAGACCAUGUUUUCUUUAUGAUGGAGUGCAAAUUAAAGAGGCACUCCAGGUUCAACUUGACGUUCAGAGGGAUCUUCAUGAACAACUAGAGAUUCAACGAAACCUGCAACUGAGAAUCGAAGAGCAAGGGAAACAAUUGAAAAGAAUGAUAGAACAGCAGCAAAAGACAAAAGAGAGUCUUCUGAAGACACCAAACGCCGAAACAUCAUCGUCUCUCUCCGAUUCCGACCAUUCUCCUCGCCUUUUUUCAGUACAAGACGCCUAAUUAAGUAGAAAAGGCCUAAAUCAUGUUUUUACUCUAUUCAAAGUGGUAUGAAAAUCUAAGAGUCGUGACAAGAGAAUGUCCAAAGUGCUACACAUUAACAUUUGGAAACAGAAUCAGGUACUUAAUGUUUGCAAGUGCUAGUCUCAGUCGUCAUAGAGUAAUAGACGUGUGAGAUUAUUCUUAAAUAGCUAUUUGUUUUUUAAAAGAGGCCCACACAAAGAGAUAGCUUCUUAAAUUACUAAAGCUACCUUUAACAUUGCGCGUUACUGAUAUAUUGUGUUUUUGGCGUAUUAUAUGUAUGUCUUACUAAUAGUUUUCAAGGUUUUAUCGAGUUUUUUAGUCCAUUUAAGUCAUUAUAGGUCUGGAGUUGCAUUGGCUGAGAGAUAGAUCAGAUGGAGGGAUAGAAGAUAAAAAGAGUAUGAAUUGGAGUCUUUCGCGCAGAACAGUCAACCGGAGCAGCUUGAGUGCAUGUCCGGCGGCAGAGGUAAAAAAAGAAGUUUCCAAAUAUUUCGGAAUUUGCCCUAGAUUUCCUAUUUUUCCCUAUAGCCGCAUGUGGCUCCUAUAUAUAUAGUCUGCUAUUUAUUACUUUAGACCUACCUUAGUUUUUACGCAAGAAAGAUCUGAGAGAACUUUGAUUUUUAGGCGAUUGCUACUUUUAAGGGAG
Messenger RNA from Brassica oleracea var. oleracea, 1929 nucleotides. RefSeq lists its product as uncharacterized. Bases 165 to 1265 code for a protein of 366 amino acids. Gene Ontology annotation, molecular function: DNA-binding transcription factor activity; DNA binding. NCBI's taxonomy places the organism in Eukaryota, Viridiplantae, Streptophyta, Magnoliopsida, Brassicales, Brassicaceae. The record is from RefSeq and is a predicted model, not a curated record. The transcript is spliced from 7 exons.